This is a messenger RNA of Eremothecium sinecaudum, 639 nucleotides long. RefSeq names its product protein-arginine N-methyltransferase SFM1 (gene SFM1). The record is from RefSeq and is a predicted model, not a curated record. The coding region runs from base 1 to 639 and encodes 212 amino acids. NCBI's taxonomy places the organism in Eukaryota, Fungi, Ascomycota, Saccharomycetes, Saccharomycetales, Saccharomycetaceae. Gene Ontology annotation, biological process: peptidyl-arginine methylation. The transcript has a single exon. Gene Ontology annotation, molecular function: protein-arginine omega-N monomethyltransferase activity.
AUGAAGUACAUUAUUGAGCAUAUGGAGUCUGGUUUCAGUGAGUGGGUCACACUGGAAUAUGCCCAAAUCAUUAGAGACAUCGGUCAUGAAAACUUAAUCCUGUCAUCAUUACCAAAGAAUACAACUCAAGAUGAUAUACCAGAGUUACUAAGGAAUAUGAAGCUGCGCUGGACCACAGAACCUUUGGUCAACAUUCAUACUGUGUUCCCAGACCUUGAACCACUGGUGAAAGGCAGAGUCUGCUUACUUGACCCAAGGGCCCCAGAGGACCUUGCCCCCGCAGAUGCUACAAAGUUUGACUACUUUGUCUUUGGGGGCAUUCUAGGCGAUCAUCCUCCUAGAGAUCGCACUAGCGAGUUAAUGAGAAACUACCCAAAUUUAAUGAUUAACAAAAGAUUAGGAGACAAACAGAUGACUACAGAUACUGCUAUCAGGACCACACAGCAAAUUGUGGAAAAGCAGCUAAAAUUUAGUGACAUUAAGUUCAUCGAUUACCCAGAAUUUAGGUUCAGUAAGAACGAAGCUACUGAGAUGCCUUUCAGAUACAUCCUUGACUCGGCAGGAAAGCCUAUCCUACCAGAAGGCAUGCUUGAGCUGAUUAAAAAGGAUUCGGAGCAGACCUUAGACGAUUUGUUCUAG